Molecule: messenger RNA, 761 nt
Organism: Pistacia vera
Lineage: Eukaryota; Viridiplantae; Streptophyta; Magnoliopsida; Sapindales; Anacardiaceae
Product: oleosin 1-like
Exons: 1
Coding region: 125-610 (161 amino acids)
Biological process (GO): lipid storage
Cellular component (GO): monolayer-surrounded lipid storage body; membrane
Source: RefSeq, a predicted model, not a curated record
CACCUGUCCCCCCUAACCGCAACUCUUCCUUCUUCUUCUUCUUCUUCUUCACCUCACCUCUCUUCAACACUCCCCACAAACCCCUUUCUUCUUCUUCAUCACUCUCUCUUCAUCUCAAAAUUCAAUGGCCGAACGACACGCCACCCACCAGCGGCCUUCCCGACUCAACCCGCCCCUCAACGGCAACUCCUUCCUCCGUAAACUCCAAGCCCACGCGCCCAACUCCACCCAACUCAUCGGCUUUCUAGCCCUUUUCAUUUCCGGUUCCAUUCUCCUCCUCCUCAUUGGCUUAACUGUCACUGCCACCAUUCUCGGACUCAUCUUCUUCGCGCCUUUGCUCAUCAUUUCCAGCCCUAUUUGGGUCCCCAUAGGCACCAUUUUGUUCCUCACCGUUGCCGGGUUCUUGUCGGUUUGCGGGUUCGGAGUGGCCGUCGUGGCCGGGUUGUCGUGGAUGUACAGGUACUUCCGGGGGCUCCAUCCUCCCGGUUCGGACAGGUUCGACUACGCGAGGAGCCGGAUUUAUGACACUGCGAGUCACGUGAAGGAUUACGCCAGAGAGUAUGGCGGGUAUUUGCAAAGUAAGGUGAAGGACGCUGCUCCUGGCGCUUGAGGGUAGAUCGGCGGGCUCACCUGUGUUGAACCGGGUUUUGCUUUGUUAUUUGGGUGAUAUUAAUUAUUAUUAAGGGUAUUUUUGUUUUUGUCUUCUUGUGUUUUUGGUUUUGGGUUUAAUGAAAAUAUAGACCUCUCAAUUUUGCAUGAAA